CUCUCCUAAAUUUCUGCUGAUUACACGAAUCUAUUGCCUCAUUCAAACACACUUCUUGUGAUGACAACUAAAGUUGUGUUGCCCAUCUAAACAAGAUUCACACCACCUAAUUUCCUCAACGCUAAGAAACGGACAUCCUUCUUGAAUCAACUUUCUCUCCCCCGGUUUUUCUACCCAUUGUACUGAUGAAAUACGCUUGUGUUGUUCCACAACAGAAAGUGCAUGAAACUGAUAAGUUUUUGCAUUGAGUCCGGCAGAUACAGAGUCGAACAACGAACAAAGGGUUUUGGGUUAAGCAGAAGAUGUUGCACGAUGCGUCCGAGUCGGAUUUCACAAGCAUUGGCCCGUCGUCCUCCUCUCCCAACGCCUACUACGUGCAAAGCCCGUCUCGCGACUCCAAUGAUGAGACGGAUAAGUGCUCGUCCUCUAAUAGCCGCAGCCCUUUGGACUCGCCUUCUUUUCCGAGGCACUCAAUGGCGUCCUCGUCAUCCACAGCCGCCAGCCGCAUUUCUGGAAAUCGGCGGAGGUGGAACAAGCACUACUGCGAUGUUGUGGCUGAGGAGGACGGCGCUCUUGAUGAGGAUUACUAUGGCGAUAGAGCCUAUUCCAGGCAAUGCAAGUGGUUGAUGGUUGUCUUGGCUUUUGGGCUGCUUUUUUCUGGGAUUUGUUUGGUCAUUUGGGGAGCCAGCAGGCCUUACAAAGCUCAAGUUCGCGUCAAGAGCUUAAGAGUUCACAAUCUGUACUACGGGGAAGGGUCGGACAGGACUGGUGUUCCGACCAAGUUCCUAUCACUGAAUUGUUCUGCCACUAUUGUCAUCUAUAAUCCUGCAAGACUUUUUGGCAUUCAUGUCAGCUUCCGCGCUGCUAAUCUCAUCUACUCCCAAAUCACUGUUGCAACUGCUCAGCUGAAGAAAUAUUACCAACCAAAAAAGAGCAGAAGGAUUAUGCAGGUGAGUCUGGUAGGGCAAAGGAUACCUCUGUACGGGUCGGGGAUGGCCCUGGCAGCCUCUGAUGCCAGCGGAGGCAUCCCAUUCAAAUUGGAGUUGGGGAUUGAGUCGAGAGGGUAUCUGGUGGGCAGGUUGGUGAAGACAAAGCACACAAGACGUGUCUCCUGUUCCUUAGUCAUCAAUUCUCAACACACCCAAGACAUCAUUUUUGAGACGAACUCAUGCAAAUACACAUGACAACUGCCGACGCACACUUCUACCUACACUUGGGAGAUAGAUCGUAAACCAAUUGCCAGUCGUAUAGGUGGGUUAGCAAUGUCAUCUUAAGUCGGGAGCUCUAGUUAUAUGGACAAAAGAAUAUUUGAGGUGUUGUCAAGUGUUGAUUAUAACAGGUGUCUUGUCGGGAUAAAUAUGGUUUUGUUAAGAUAAUUGAAUGUGAU
This is a messenger RNA of Sesamum indicum (sesame), 1387 nucleotides long. RefSeq lists its product as uncharacterized. The record is from RefSeq and is a predicted model, not a curated record. NCBI's taxonomy places the organism in Eukaryota, Viridiplantae, Streptophyta, Magnoliopsida, Lamiales, Pedaliaceae.